Molecule: messenger RNA, 898 nt
Organism: Fragaria vesca subsp. vesca
Lineage: Eukaryota; Viridiplantae; Streptophyta; Magnoliopsida; Rosales; Rosaceae
Product: origin recognition complex subunit 6-like
Exons: 10
Coding region: 32-898 (288 amino acids)
Biological process (GO): DNA replication initiation; DNA replication
Cellular component (GO): nuclear origin of replication recognition complex
Molecular function (GO): DNA binding
Source: RefSeq, a predicted model, not a curated record
AUCAGAUCCCAAAACCCUAAGGAGAGAAACUAUGGAUCUCUCAGACAUAGCGAAGAGGCUUGACCUCUCCGACUCCAAGCAAGUCGUCCGCAGAGCCGCCGAGCUCCGCCGCCUCUGCGACAUCCAGUUCGACUCUUCCGUCAUCGGCGUCGGUGAGGUAUGUAAGGCCGUGAUCUGCUUAGAAAUCGCCGCAACGAGGGCGGGGAUUUUGUUUGAUCGGCAAAAGGCGGUCAAGUUGAGUGGGAUGUCGGAGAAGGCUUAUACUAGAUCGUUUAAUUCAUUGCAGAAUGGCCUUGGCGUCAAGAACAAAUUGGAUGUUAGAGAAUUGGCGAUUCAGUUUGGAUGUGUUCGGAUUAUUCCUUUCGUGCAGAAGGGUUUGUCGCUUUACAAGACUCGGUUUCUUGCAUCAUUGCUGCCUUCUCGGCGGGCUGGUGCUGACUUCACUAGGCCUGUGUUUGUUGCUGUAGCAUUCUAUUUAUGUGCAAAGAAGCACAAGCUAAAAGUAGACAAGAUUAAGUUGAUUGAGCUCAGUGGUACUUCUGAAGCUGAAUUCUCUUCGGUUUCUGUUUCUAUGAAGGACUUGUGUUUUGAUGUUUAUGGCACCGAAAAGGAAAAGAAAGAUCCCAAGGAGAUCAAGGGGAAUCGAGAACUUCUAGAUGUUUUGCCAGAGAAAAGGAAACUUGAGGACGGUGGUUAUUCAUCUGAUGAAGGAUCUGAGCCUUCAAUGUAUAAGAAGCGCAAAACAAUGGACAAGCAGGCCUAUGAGAGUUGGAAGAAAACUGUUGUUGCAUCCAAUAAACAAACCAAGGCAAAAGUUCUUUCCAAGCGGACCACACAAAUUGGCCUAAGCAGCUUUCUGAAGAAAGCACCUGAUACCCAGAAUUUGGAGCCUACUUAG